CCCGCUCGACGCAAUCCGCGGAGAGGAGAGAGACAGAGGGAGAGAAACCCUAGGGGAGCCUUCCAGGUCUCAGCGCGAGCCCAGGGAUCUCCGAUGGCGCCGGACGCGAACGCGGAGGCGGCGGGGGACACGCGGCCACAGGUGGACGAGGGCUACGAGUUCUGCGCGCCCAAGUUCUUCGACUUCGUCAGCGGCGAGACGGAGGAGGAGGUCCGCGCCGCCGAGAGGUGGUUCGAGGCCGCCACCAGCCACGCCCCCUCGCCGUUCGCUCCGAGGAUCAAGGAAUCGAGGGCGGAGGUCAAGAUCGACAGCCUCUGCGACUUCGCCGAUGCGGAGCCGGAUCACAAGGAGGUAGAAGUGGAGGAUUCAGCGGGAGGCGCCACCAAUCCCUCACAGCCUUCUGAUCAAGAGGAUAAUGACGGCUCGUUCCGACUUGUGCAUGAAGCAAAUGCCAGUGAAAACAGUGUCACCGACGGUGAUCAUAAGCAGCAAGAAAGUGAUUCGUGUCCUGAUGCUAUGUCGGAGUCGCCACCAGCCGAGGAGGAGAAGAAAGAAUCGCCAAAAUCUUUCGAGUUCCUCCCCUCGAAACAAUUGGGUGCAAAAUCAGCAGACGGUGGUUCUAGUACCCCUAAGAUUCAGAGGCCUCCUGCCGUCAAAUCUGUCACUGCGGUGCCUACAUGUGCCAAGCCGAUAAUGAAGACGGACGCGUGCACUCCGAAGGUGCAGGCGACGAACUCCUCCAGAGGUCUUGCACCACUGACGGGCUCCAAGGCUCAUCCAUCUGCUUUGAAGCAGUCCUCGUCGAUGGGCGUCAAGAGGAGUGUGGUCAGAUGCCCACGUGAGUUGCUGGCGGGGAAGGCGGCCACUGCUGCUAAUGACAUCGCGCAAGAAAACCAAGCCGUCAAAAGACAGAAGCUUGAUGAUGGGAGGACAAGACAGAUACUGAACGUGAAGGCACGGACCCUGCCUCACAAGGGGAGAGGUGGUUUGGCAGGAAGCACCGAGAUGAGCCUAUCUGCCAUGAGAAAACACCGUGACGAUUCAUACUCUCUGAAGGAAGUGGCUCCCUAUGUAUCAGCAGCAGAAAUGGUCAAGAAGUUUGAAUCUGGGACUCGGGAUUUGAGUAUCCCUCACAACAGAUCGGUCUCUCAUGACGAUGCAGCAACUGCAUUACAUAGAAGACCUAAGCUUAUGCUGACAAGGCCAAAGGAACCUGAGUUUCAGACCUCCCACAGGGUCCGGGCUGUCAGAGUUAAAAGCUCCGCGGAGCUAGAAGAAGAGAUGCUGGCCAAGAUUCCAAAGUUCAGAGCAAGGCCGUUCAACAAAAAGAUUGCUGAGGCCCCUUCAUUCCCUCCUCUUCCAAGGAAAGCUCCACAGCUUCCUGAAUUCAAUGAGUUCCGUCUUAAAACGAUGGAGAGAGCCACUCGUCACGCUGACACCUGUUCAGAAGCUUCUUCCGUAGGGACAAUCAGGAGUCAGAGCAGUAGGCCACUGACCUUGACAGAGCCAAAACCACCCCAACUUGAGACGGCAUUACGAGCUAGACCACCAAGGGUGAAAAGCUCUCGGGAAUUGGAACUGGAAGAAUUGGAAAAGGCUCCCAAGUUCAAGGCCAAGCCACUAGACAAAAAGAUUCUCGAGAGCAAGGGCGAUAUUGGUGUGUUUGCACAUCCAAAGGCUCAAGCAACAGCCCCCAAAGAAUUCCAUUUCUCUACUGACAGUCGCUUAGGUCCUCCUGCAGUGGCGGAUCUAUUUGAUAAGCUUUCUCUUUGUUCAGAAUCUUCUUCAUGUCAUUUCAAGAAGGAUGUGCCCAGACUCACCAUACCGAACCCCUUCAAUCUCUAUACAGAUGAAAGAGGACAUGAGAAAGAGAGGCAACUAGCUGCACAACUACUGCAAAAGCAAUUACAGGAAGAGAAAGCUAGGAUUCCGAAGGCUAAUCCUUACCCAUACACAACAGAUUACCCUGUGGUGCCUCCGAAGCCCGAACCAAAACCAUGCACGAGGCCUGAAGGCUUUCAGUUAGAGAGUUUGGUGAGGCAUGAAAUGGAGCAACAGAGGAUAAUGGAAGAAAGAGAGAGGAUGGAGAGGGAAGAGGCUCAAAGGAGACUCGUGAAGGCACAGCCCAUACUGAAGGAGGAUCCUAUUCCUCUUCCAGAGAAAGAACGGAAGCCUCUCACUGUGGUUCAACCAAUUAAGUUGCAUGUGGAUGAAAGGGCGGUUCAGAGAUCAGAAUUUGAUAACAUGGUGAAAGAAAAAGAAAUCACUUACAAGAGGUUGCGAGAGGAGAACGAGUUCGCACAAAAGAUUGAGGAAGAGAAGGCGUUGAAGCAGCUUAGGAGGACCUUGGUUCCACAAGCGCGGCCUCUACCAAAGUUUGAUAGACCAUUUCGUCCCCAGAGAUCAACGAAGCAGGUGACAAGGCCCAAGUCCCCGCAGCUUCAGGUCGAUCAAAGAGGGGCGAGAAGGCACGCCUUCAUCAGAUAACCAAUCUCUCCGGCUCACCUUGUUGUACUACUAUUAGUGUUACCACUGGCUGCUGGUGCUGCUGCUAUUUUUUUCUCUUGUUCUUGACGUCAAGAUCAUCACCAAUUCAUGCAGUGAUUCUUUCUGACCAAUAUAUAUAUAUAGGCCAAUCUCAAUCCUGUUAUAUAGUCAGUCAACACAGCUGACAGCGUUGUCUGUAUUCUCCUCUAGGGUUUGCUGAUGCUUUGACUGCUUUCUGUAUAUUCGGUUUGUGUGUUUUGUGUGUGUGUACGCGUGCUGUUUGAUGAACGACAAUAGGAUGACACCCUGUCGGUGCCGUCCUCGUCUCUUUGGAGUAAUGGAAGUUGUCAUUCCAUUUUGUUUUAUCAUCUCUGACCUACCCUGGAGUUCUCUCGAUGUUGUUGAAACAAUAUGUUUGAUCUUGCUGCCCUUUGUAGAUGACAAAUGGAAUCGCAGCAAUCUGGUUCCGUAUCUGGGCAACCAUAAAUCCGAUUCAU
Oryza brachyantha (malo sina) is the source of this 2984-nucleotide messenger RNA. RefSeq names its product protein TPX2. Bases 94 to 2487 code for a protein of 797 amino acids. NCBI's taxonomy places the organism in Eukaryota, Viridiplantae, Streptophyta, Magnoliopsida, Poales, Poaceae. The record is from RefSeq and is a predicted model, not a curated record. Gene Ontology annotation, cellular component: mitotic spindle; nuclear microtubule. The transcript is spliced from 22 exons. Gene Ontology annotation, molecular function: microtubule binding; protein kinase activator activity. Gene Ontology annotation, biological process: regulation of mitotic spindle organization; activation of protein kinase activity; mitotic spindle assembly.